Molecule: messenger RNA, 709 nt
Organism: Zychaea mexicana
Lineage: Eukaryota; Fungi; Mucoromycota; Mucoromycetes; Mucorales; Lichtheimiaceae
Exons: 2
Coding region: 105-623 (172 amino acids)
Source: RefSeq, a predicted model, not a curated record
CAGUGUUCUCAAAAUAAGCCUCUCCAUCGUCACCCCUCCUCGCUCCUCCCUCCCCUUCUAACCAAGAAAAACCUCUCUCUCGCUCAUUUAUCCCUUCCAUCAUCAUGGCCCAUCACCAUCUCCAGGCCCGCCUACUAGCAACGCUCAUUGCUCUUUUUUGCGCCGUCGGUCUCACAUUUGCCGCCGACAUUAUCAGAAUCGAUCAACCCACUGGUAGCCAACAGAUUCCUAGCAACACUGACAAUCCGUUCAUUUACACAAUCUUGGGUGCUCAAGCUAACGGCAUCACGGACGCCUAUUAUCCCAACUCGUUCUCUGUUGAUUUCCAGUGGAUUCAGAACGGCAAUGAUAGCAACGUCUUAAAGUUCAACGCCAUAAGCUCCGUGGACGCUACUCCUGCACCUGCAGGUGUGUCCGAUAAGCAGUACACACAGCAGACAUGGAAGACACCCAACUGCCACUUCUUCACGCGUUACCGCACAAGCGACUAUAGCUUUUCGUUGGUUGUUACACCGACUUAUUCCACUCUCACUUUGAAUCAGACUGCGCCUGGUCCUGAACAGUCAGUGCUGACUGUGCCGCUCAACAUCCAAGUCAACAACGGCACUUUCCCUCGGUGCUAAAUGUAUUGAGUGGUAAACAAAGAUUAGCAAUCACACCUCUGUUUUCUAUAGAACAUCAAGCAGCAGCAGCAGCAGCAGCAGCAGCA